GGGCUUUUGGUCUCAUCGGAACUAUUUUUGAUGUGUUCUUUGGCUGUACAAAGAAUCGCAGUGGCUCUGAUUUUUAGAAGAAAAGACAACUAAUAUACUUAGAACACAGUGAUGUCAUCCCAGCCAACAACCCAGCCUCAAAAGUAUGAAACCAUACUCAGUCCUUACCCACCAAGCAACACCACGACUCUUGGGUCUUCACAACCUCUGGGUUUCACACACCCCGGACACCAACCUCAGAGUGGUCAGCCUCCCUUCUUCGGGGCUCCAGGAGUCCUCACCAAUGGUCAGCAGGGCCAAGGACAUAUACAAGUGGUAAGCCCAGCUACACGAGCAGCGACCACAAACUUUAGGGAACAAGCAAAGAUACUAGGGGCAAUCCAGAUCCUGAUUGGACUGAUGCACAUUGCUUUCGGAAUUAUUUUAGCUUUAAUGAACUCCAUUUAUGGACUGGUUUUUGGAUUUCUGUCCUUUGCCUUUAUUAGCGGAUAUACAGUCUGGGGCGGCAUCUCUUUCAUUGCUACUGGCGCCCUCUCCAUCCUGGCGUCCAAGCAGUUUUCCCCUAUUCUGGUUAAAAGCAGCCUGGGAAUGAACAUUGUCAGCACGAUCUCUGUCUUCAUCGGAGUGACCCUGCUGCUGCUGGACGCGAGCCUCAAUGGGAUCCUUAACCAAGACUACUGGCUUUCUGGGAGAGGAAUCUCAGCCAUGCUGAUCAUCUUCUCUGUCUUGGAGUUCUGCAUAAAUUGCACUAUAGCCCGUUUUGCCAACCAAGCCAUCACCAAGACCAACAAGCCUGUCCUGGUUAUUCCAAAUGUGUUUGCAAUCAGUGCCUCAGCUCGUCCCAGAAGUGACGGCCACCUCGCGUAUGCCACUUAAAACACAAGAGAGCACUGCCCAAUCUCAUGGGGUUGAACUGCUCAUGCAGGGUCUUAACAAACUGUCCUCUACA
This is a messenger RNA of Suricata suricatta (meerkat), 949 nucleotides long. RefSeq names its product membrane spanning 4-domains A12 (gene MS4A12). The record is from RefSeq and is a predicted model, not a curated record. The coding region runs from base 112 to 876 and encodes 254 amino acids. Gene Ontology annotation, cellular component: plasma membrane. Lineage: Eukaryota; Metazoa; Chordata; Mammalia; Carnivora; Herpestidae. Gene Ontology annotation, biological process: cell surface receptor signaling pathway. The transcript has 7 exons.